UUGUGGCUGAACAACGCUGACAGAGAUCAGACGGGCACAAAUCAGGUCUGCAAAGAAAAACAACGAAUAGAAGCUAGCAUGGGUCCAAAACCUCCCCAAGCAAGGCCCACAACCUCAGUGUUGAUCAAAAAGAGGUCAAGAGUUCCUGGAGUUCUAAUCACUCAGUUUGUGGAGAUACUUCCUGCAGGAAAAUCAGCACCUGAUUUUACCCGGAAACUGAUGGCAACAACUGUUCAGGAAGGGAAAAAAGCCUUUUUUAAAGCUAUGGUGAGUGGGGAGCCAGCACCAAUUGUUACAUGGACACGCAUUAAAGGGGAAGUGGAUGAUCCAGAAAAGUACAAAACUAGAUUUGAUGAGAGAACCCGAGAGAACAUUCUUGAGAUACUGAAUGUAAAAUCAGACGAAGCAGACACCUUCAAGUGCGUCGCUACGAAUGAGUAUGGAGAAGCCGUCUGCACAGCUGCUCUGAAUGUUAGUGCAGGAUCUAAAAAGAAACCACAAGAAGCGAAUGGACAAGGAGCACAAGACUUCAGAUCAAUGCUGAAGAAAACUGCUGUUGUGACCAAGAAAAAGCCACCCCCACCACCGAAGGAAGGAGAAGUUGAUCCCAAGCUCUUGGAGCUGCUUUUAAGCGCACGAAAGAAAGAUUACGAAAGAAUCUGCUUGGAGUUUGGUGUCACAGACUUCCGCUGGAUAUUGAAGAAACUGAAACAAAUGAAACAAGAGAGGGAAGAUGAACAAGCAAAAGUUGUAGAGGGUCUGGAUAAUGUAAAACAGAUUGAGAUGAAACCAACUGGGAGAGCUGAAUUCAGCUUUGACAUGAAACUAAGGGACCCCAACAACGCUGUUAACUUAUACAAGGAUGGAACAAUGAUUCCGUAUGAUGACAAUAAAAACUCAAAGUGCAGUCUUCAGAAAAAGGGAAUAAAUUAUCUUUUCAGCAUUAAAGAUGCUCAGGCAGACGAUGCUGGACUAUAUCAGGUUGAUGUGGAAGAGACAACUGUCCUCACCACCGAAUUUCUAGUACCUGAUGUGGAGUUUGCAGCAACGAUCAAGGAUGUUAAAGUCACAAAAAACAGGGAUGCCAUUUUUCAGUGUGUUUUGUCAACACCCCUCAACAGAAUUACCUGGGCAAAACUCGAUUCAUCACUUGAUCAUAGUGAGAAAUAUGAGAUCACUGUUUCAGAGGACAAACUAACUCACACCCUGAGAGUGAAAGAUUGUCAAAUUACAGAUAAUGGAGCAUAUUACGCCAUAGCUGGUGUUACGUCCAGCAGCGCCUCCCUCUCAGUGGACGCUGAUCAAAAGGACAUCAGACCCAGUGAUCAUUAUAAUCAAUCCAAAGCUGCAUCAAAAGAGCAGGAAGAUGAAGCAGACCAAGCAAAACAAAGGAGCGCUGCAGCUAAAGCUUUGCAGAGAAAAGAAGAUAAAAGAAACGGAGGAGAUGGGAGCAGUGAGGGGAUUGACGGAGGCAAAGGUGCUGGGAAUUGUGAAGGAGAUGGCGAGUUUGCCCUGGGGGAUGGAAACAAUCAAACUACUACAGAUGAUGGCGAUAAGAAGAAGAGAUUACAAGCUGGUCUUUUGGAUUCUGAAACUGUGACAGAUCGAGGGGUUCAGUUUAUUAAAGGGCUUUCAGAUUUAAGCACCUGUGUUGGAGAACAAGUAGAACUGUCCUGCAAAGUGAGCAGUGAAACGUCAGAGGGAUGCUGGUACAAAAAUGGAAUGCUGCUAAAAGGAGGGGAUGGGGUGAAGAUAAUAAAAGAUGGAGCCAGUCACACUUUGAUAAUCGAGUGCUGUAAAGAGGAUGAUGCAGCUGUGUACCGCUUUGAAGCUGAAGGCCGCAAAUCAGAGGCAACACUUAAUGUUCAAGAUCCUCCAAGAAUCAACCAAGAUGCUUUAGGAAAAUUCACAAAUGCAGUCAUUGUAAAGGCAGGUGAAAAUGCCAAAUGGAAGCUGCCAUUCUCAGGUAAAGCACCAAUAAACAUACAGUGGUACAAGAAUGAUGAUGAGCUGUUACCCGCCAUCAAUGUGAAGAUUGAGACCUCAGAUACUGAGAGCAAACUGCGCCUCACAAAGUGUCAAAGAAAAGACAGUGGAGAUGUUAAAAUCAAAAUAAAAAACAAAUUUGGAACAACAGAGGCCAUUUCAAAGCUUAUUGUUCUAGACAAACCGUCACCACCUCAAGGCCCGGUGGACAUUAUGGAAAGUGCUGUUACAUCUGUUGAAUUCAAAUGGAAACCGCCAAAAGACAAUGGUGGUUGUCCGAUCACAAACUAUAUCAUAGAGCGGCAACAAGUGGGCCGACAUAAAUGGUCAAAGCUGGGAGAAAUCUCCGGAAACCCGAGCUACAAAGAUACUGAUGUGGACCCAGGAAGGAGAUACUGCUACAGGAUCAGAGCCAAGAACACAGAAGGCAUCAGUGAUUACCUGCUGACAGAGGAUAUAGCAGCUGGUGUAUUAUGUUAUCCUGGAACACCAGCAGCACCUAAGGUUCUCAGUACCUUUAAAAACUGCAUCAACCUCUCCUGGUGUCCCCCUUGUGACACUGGAGGAACCAAAAUAGUGGGAUACAACUUAGAAAAGAACAAGAUGGGCACAAAUUACUGGAGCCUAGUGAACCAAAAAGGGCCAAUCACAGAAACAAAGUGUGCAGUGACUGAUGUGUUUGAAGGUGCUGUGUAUCGAUUCAGAGUGUCUGCUAUCAACUUGUCGGGCACUGGGGAUCCAAGUAUACCAUGUGACGCUGUUAUUGCAAGAGAUCCAAAGAACCCUCCAGGCAAAGUGACAGACCUUAAACUAACAUCCUCUAGUUACACCACAUUUUCACUGGCUUGGACGAAACCGAAGGAAGUAAAAGGAGUAGUGGACGAGGCCCAGGGAUACUAUGUGGAGAUCAGACCAAUCGAGAGUCUUGAAUGGCGCCGCUGUAAUGCCAUCUCAAUUAGUUCGGCUUCCUACACUGUGCUUGGCCUGAAGGCAAUGGCCGCAUACUGGGUUAGAGUUAUUGCCAUGAAUUAUGGAGGUGAUGGAGAACCUCAGGGCUUUGACAAUUAUUUCAUCGCCAUGCCGCCUCCUGUAAGGCCAAAGUUCAAAGGUCGCAACAUGAAGACAUUAGUGGUGGAGAGAUCUGGAAACACUGUUCGCCUCAACAUCAACUUUCAGGCAUCCCCAAUGCCUGACAUUUCCUGGGUAAAGGAUGGAAUACCAUUGGCUAAGCACGUAACCAUUACCAACUCUGAUAAAGGGUCCCAGCUGCUGAUUCCUACAUCUGAGAGGUCAGACAGCGGCAUCUACACCAUUACUGUGAAGAACAUUGUAGGACAGGAAAGCUUCAGCAUUGAAGUCAGAAUCACAGAUGACCCCAAGCCCCCGGGUCCUGUAGAACUGGAUCAGAACAUCCCAGGUACAGUGACCCUCUGCUGGACUCCUUCUCCAGAUGAAAAGAGAGACAGCAGGUUACACUACAUGGUUUCCAAACGAGACUCUUUCAAACGCACAUGGAGGAUGGUGGCCGACAACCUCUUUAACAGCAAGCUCACGGUUGUCAACAUCAUGCCUGGACGGGAGUACAACUUCAGGGUGUUUGCUAAAAAUGACAUGGGUCUGUCACCCCCAUCUGAGUCCCCGAUGUUUGUGAUCAAAAAGGAAAAAGAGAAGUUCAAGGUAAAUCUGCCAGAGAUUAAAUCCUCAGACUUUGAGUCGCCUCCAUCAUUCAUUGUCCCGCUGAAAAGGCACACGGCUCCUCAGGGAUAUGAAUGCUACAUGAGCUGUGCGGUAAAAGGCAAUCCAACACCACGUGUGACAUGGUACCGCAACAGCAUGAGCCUGAACACAAACACAGACUACCUCAUCACAAAUGUAUGUGGCGUCUGCUCCCUGCUUGUGCUGCGAGUUGGACUCAAAGACAACGGAGACUACAAAGUACUCAUCGAGAACAAACUGGGGACAGCAGAGUCCUCUAUGACACUGAAUGUCAGAGAGUGAAGCAUAUCUGAGAUGGCAGAACUCAACCACCAGAACCAGCUGCAAAUCCGUCAUUAAUCUAGACUAAUAAACACUAAACAGUGCCUCUAUUUAUUAGAGAUGUGCUAACAAAUA
This is a messenger RNA of Nothobranchius furzeri (turquoise killifish), 4098 nucleotides long. Its product is annotated as immunoglobulin-like and fibronectin type III domain-containing protein 1. Gene Ontology annotation, molecular function: protein binding. The record is from RefSeq and is a predicted model, not a curated record. Lineage: Eukaryota; Metazoa; Chordata; Actinopteri; Cyprinodontiformes; Nothobranchiidae.